AUGAGCUGCGGAGACUAUAAUAUCUACUAUACUCAUUCAAACGAGGCUUCUCAGAGUUUUCCUUCUGGAUGUUCAACUAUUCAGCUCCCAGUACAAGAGCAUUCACAUGAAGCUGAACUGAAUAUGACUGCUGAGUAUGACCUUGAAGUCCGUGUAUCUGAUGCUUGUAGCAGAUGUUAUAGGAGAGGAGGUCUAUGUGAGCUUGACAAGAAAGGAGAAUUUAAUUGUACCGUUACAGAGGAAGCCUUUCAGAAAGUAAAUCCUAAUACAAGUGCUGAUACUUUUCUGUUCCAUGCCAUGAUCCACUCCUCCACAGCAAUGGUUUUAGCUAGGAUUAAGAGUUUGAAAGUGAUUGCUAUAGCCACUUCGUUUGCUGGAAUUGGAGUUUUGAUGUUUAUAAUCAACUGCUUCUGGAGAAAGCUCUCAUCAAUUAAAGAUAUUUGGAAGAAGAAAAAUCUAGCUCAUCAGAAUGUCGAGGCCUUUCUAAGGAAUCGUGGACCUCUUGUUAUUAGAAGAUACAGUUAUUCAGAUGUAAAGACAAUAACCAAGUCCUUUAAUGAUAAAUUAGGCCAAGGGGGCUAUGGUAGUGUUUAUAAGGGGAAGUUACAAGAUGGAUGUUUUGUGGCAGUGAAGGUUUUGAAUAAUUCUAAAGGUAAUGGAGAGGAAUUCAUUAACGAAGUUGCAAGCAUUAGUAGGACCUCCCAUGUUAACAUUGUCACUCUUAAGGGCUUUUGCUUUGAGGGAUCUAAAAGAGCUCUUAUCUAUGAGCUUAUGCCUAAUGGAUCUCUUGAGAAAUUCAUAUAUAAAGGAAAUCCUUCAAGUUCUAAUCAUCAAUUGGGGUGGGAAACAUUAUACAAGAUUGCCAUUGGCAUUGCACGAGGCUUAGAGUACUUGCAUAGAGGGUGCAACACACAAAUUUUGCAUUUUGACAUAAAGCCUCACAACAUUCUUUUGGAUGAAAACUUUUGCCCAAAAAUUUCUGAUUUUGGCCUUGCAAAGAUAUGCCCUAGAGAAAAGAGUAUUAUAUCAAUGGUUGGUGCAAGAGGGACGAUUGGGUAUAUAGCUCCCGAGGUAUUUUGUAGAAAUUUUGGAGGAAUUUCUCACAAGUCAGAUGUCUAUAGUUAUGGAAUGAUGGUUUUAGAAAUGACAGGAAGUCGAAAGAAUAUUGAUGUUACUGUUGAUUUAACUAGUGGGAUAUAUUUUCCACAUUGGAUUUACAAGCAUCUUGAACUAAAUGAAGAAUUAGGACUGCUAGGCCUUUUAAAUGAAGGAGAUGAAGACAAUGCAAGGAAGAUGAUAAUAGUGAGUUUGUGGUGCAUACAAUUUGAUCCAUCAGAUAGACCAUCAAUGAGUAGAGUGGUGGAAAUGUUGGAAGGGAGUCUCGAAUCUUUGCAAAUCCCCCCCAAACCUUACUUGUCUACUCCCUUAAGAUCACCGAUAGGUUCUUCCACUGUAAUGGUGUCAAUGCAAUAUGAUUCUAUGCACUAA
Messenger RNA from Quercus lobata, 1488 nucleotides. RefSeq names its product rust resistance kinase Lr10-like. Gene Ontology annotation, biological process: protein phosphorylation. The record is from RefSeq and is a predicted model, not a curated record. The transcript has 4 exons. Bases 1 to 1488 code for a protein of 495 amino acids. Gene Ontology annotation, molecular function: ATP binding; protein kinase activity. NCBI's taxonomy places the organism in Eukaryota, Viridiplantae, Streptophyta, Magnoliopsida, Fagales, Fagaceae.